CUGUGUCUUUAAAUGCUGAUGUGUUGUGUUUGCAGCUUAUAAAAUAAGCUGCUGCCAGGCUGUAAACCAGUUCAACAAGUUGUAAACUUAUAAACUCAAUCUCACCUUUCUUCACUCACUUCCUUAAAGGUUUUUAAUACAAAGGUUCAAAUCUUUACAGCGACAGGACUCCAGUUAUAUUUUGGAUGUGCUGAUUUCUUCUGGGCCUGAGACUCAGAUCAUCAGGCUGAGAACUCCUGGUCGUCCGACAAGAACUUUAAUAUCCAAACCGUCAACUACAGAUUUACUUCUUAUGUGUCAGCGUUUGACUCAAUUUUUAAAGAAGAAGAAGAUGGGGUACUUGGAGGACGAAAUGAUGUCCAACCUAUCAGAUUACGACUAUAAUGACUACUAUGACACUUAUGACUAUGAAGAAAUUGGACCUUGUUCUCACCAGAAAAACCACAGGGUUGAGCUGGUGGUCGGCCCGUACGUCCACUCCAUCAUCUGCAUCCUGGGCUUCGUGGGGAACAGCCUGGUGAUCGUCACGUACGCCUUCUACAAGAGGACCAAGUCCAUGACCGACGUCUACCUGCUCAAUGUCGCCAUCGCUGACCUGCUGUUCGUGGUGUCGCUGCCUCUCAUCGUCUACAAUGAGUUGUCGUCGUGGUCGAUGGGGCCGGUGGCCUGCAAGCUGCUGCGAGGCUCCUACAGCGUGAACCUGUACAGCGGCAUGCUGCUGCUCGCCUGCAUCAGCACCGACCGCUACAUCGCCAUCGUUCAUGCACACCGCAGCUUCAGACUGCGCUCGCUGCCGUACAGCCGCCUCAUCUGCACCAUCGUCUGGGCCACCGCCUUACUGCUGUCUGUCCCCACCUUCUACUUCUACAACUGGUACGAGCCGUCCCACACCAAGGACACCUUCAUGGACGAGGUGGAGGAGAUGAAUCAGACCUCCAAGCCUCCCCAGUACGUCUGCGAGUUCAAGUUCACGCACAACACCAUGGCCUGGAACACCAAGGUGGCCGUCCCCAGCGUCCAGGUGGCGGUGGGCUUCUUCCUGCCGCUGCUCAUCAUGGUCUUCUGCUACACCGCCGUCAUCGCCACCCUGCUGAGAGCCAGAAACUUCCCGCACAAGGCGGUGCGGGUGGUGCUGGCCGUGGUGGCGGUGUUCAUCGCUUGCCACCUGCCCUACAACAUCGCGCUGCUGUACGACACUGUCAACAUCUUCGAGGUGCAGUCGUGCAAUGCGUCAGAUGCCUUGCAUACAGCCAAGACGGUGACGCAGACCAUCGCCUACCUGCACUGCUGCCUGAACCCCGUGCUGUACGCCUUCAUCGUGAAGUUCAGGAACCACUUCAGGAGGAUCGCCCAGGACCUGUGGUGUCUGGGGAAGAGGUACAUCGCCCCACGCCGCUUCUCCAGGGUCACCUCCGAGAUGUACGUGUCCACUCGCCGCUCGGUGGACGGAUCGAGUGACAACGGCUCGUCCUUCACCAUGUGAGGACGCUCGGCGGGUUCAUCUGUGGAUCCGUCUGUUGUGGACCAGAAGAUUCCCUCCUGAAGCCAAAGCUCUCUGGAGCUGGGCUUGAGGCCCGCCGGUCUCUUGAAGUCCAAACCUGACUCAGGGCUGUAAAUCAUUUUGUAAUCAUGUGUUGCUUUAGGCUCUUGGUCACAAGAUAAAUCUGAGGGCUUUUAAGAUGAUAAGAAAUGAGACAAAAAAAAUCUGCUGCAACAUUUAUGUCCGUCUGUCUUUUCUUUAAUUUUUGCUUUUUUAUUGUGAAAUACUGCAGUUUUACCUCUUCAGGACUUAAAAAAUCUGUUUGAGAAGGAAACAUCAAUCUUUGGCUGAACUGCUCACAGCUUAGAGACACGAACUGUGACCAAACGUUGCUUUGCUUUUAAAAGAGUUGAUUAUCAUUGAAUCCACAUAAAUUGUUAACCAGCUGUUUUUCAAACUGAUCUGGAGGCUCAGCUGACCAAGAUUAGUUAGUACAGUGUAACUGUGCAACUCUGUGUCCUGGAAAUGAACCUGGUUUUGAAGGAAACCCACGUGCUGUCUGUGUUGUGUUUAUCGGCAACAUUGUAAGUAGUAGGUCAGAGGUCCGGGUGAGGAGGUUCAGGAGUUUGACAGCAGAGAUCACCACCUGGUGUCAGCUUGAGAUACUGAAACACUUUGGUUCAGUAUUAAAAGAGUCAAGAAGUCCUGUCUCGUGCUUCAAGUCAGCUGGGACUUUUUCAAUAUUGAACCAUCUUUCUUGAAGCUGAGAGACUCAACCAGAAAACGACAUCCAUCAUGAUUUACGAGCAGAUAUGGACCUUUUUCAUAGCAGACAUUUGACUUGUCAUAGCAGGAAAGACACAGGUGGAUACUAAUAUGUCAACUACUAUCACCUUCUGACUCUGGUGAGGGGGGGGGGGGUCCUAGCGCUCCUGGUCCUAGCUACCCUUAAGGCCCUGUCCAUGUUCUUAUUAGGGUGUUACGGUGGUUUUAGCAACCCGGAUGGGUUCAUAAAUUCUGCAAUUGAAAUGAACAUGUUGUCUCCGUCCUGUGAUAACCAUGUAUCUCCAAGAUGUCACUUAUUCAGUGGGUUUUAAAAUCGUUUAUUUAGCCUAAAAAGCAGGACAAUUUUGGUUUUCUCAACCCAUAAAGGAGCAAUUAAUCCUUCAGUUUUUAAUUAAAAUUCAAAAUCCCCCCAAAAUUUGGAGAUACAUGGUUUAGGUGGUGGAUACUGUAUGCUGGUUGCUGGUAUUUAAGUCUCAAUAUAUUUAGAGAUGUGACAACUUUUAGGGCAAUUAGGAAAAGGAUUCAGUAUUUCUUCAGUGUAUUUCUGGUAGUGUGGAGAGAGGUUUGAUAUAACCUUCAAAAUAAAAUGUAGAAAAUAUAUUUAAACAGAUAACUGAUACAAUAAAACAGGAAACAUUUAAAUAAUUAAAAUCAUUUUUAGAAGUUAUUUUUGGUUUCUGGCCAAAAUGUUCGGCUGGAUUCAGAAUUUUUCAAAAUCUUCAGCCGUGAACCGAAGAUGUUUUACUUUGUGUUCAGCUCUGAUCUGCUGUGACUCAGCAGCUUUGGUUUGAACUUAAUCAGCUCACAGAUUAGUAUCAGGAUUAAAAACUGGAACUCUUGCCUGCUGAGAGGUUUUUUCUUCUGUCUGUCAAGAGGUGAAGGAGACUGAAGUCAGUCAGUUUUGUAUUUAUAUUUUAAAAUGUCAGAUUGAACUCUGUAACCUCCAGCGACGACUCAAACUCCUUCACUUUAAACUGUUCAGAUUUUAUUUUCAACAUCUGCUCUUGGUUUUUUUUAAAGAGGACCUGUUAUGCUCAUUUCCAGCUCUAUAUUUUUAUUCUGGGUUUCCACUAGAGUCGCUUUGCAUGAUUCACAGUUUUAAAAAAAUCCUUAUUUAACCUAUACUGGCCCGUCACGCAGACCCUCAGUUCAUCCUGUCUGAAACAAGCCGUUUUAGCUCCUGUCUGUUUAAGGCCCCCCUCCCUAAAAGACCACUUUCUUCUGAUUGGCCAGUGGAUCGUAUUUUAUGGAGAAAAUAUUUUCUGGUUUUCCUCUGACGUUCUUCGGCUGCUCUGCCUCAACUCUCGGUGAUUUACGGAGUUUCCUGAUAGACAUAUAGCUUUAAAGUAGUCGCCAACUGCUGCUAACUGUAAAGUUAGCUCUGUUAGCCAUGCAGCUAGUGGUCCUUUCAGCUUAGCUGACUCCACCCGGACCGGGUAGGAGUGGUGUUGUUUACACCGCUAGCACAGGAGCUUUAGACCGCCGGGAGGAGGAGGUUUUCAGGCCGAGGCUCCGAGCUCCCAGUCCGGGCAGAGUCAGCUAGCUAAUAGCUGCAUGGCUAACAGAGCUAACGGUAGCUACUACAGUUCCAUCUUUCCAUCAAGAAACUUAACUAACUUUCCUUCACAACCAAAAAAGCACUUUCUGCGAGACAAACUGAACAACCUCCAAAAACUAGGCGAGUAGUCCUGAGCAGAGAAGUGUCGCGUAGCCACACCCACCUCCACACUUCACUUUAGCUUCAUGAGCAGAGCGGUCGAACAACUUAGACUGAGCGGGUGGAUGGCUGGGCGAGCUGUGCCUGGAGCAGAUCAGGAGCGCAAAUGAGCUUUAUUUUUUUUAUUUUUUUUUAAUUCUUUAUUGACAAAAGAAAUAUUCAAACAAAUAAGUGUACAGACAGAGACGUUUUAGACGUGUGAAAGAGCAUCGUUGAUACUGAUGAGCACAGAUGACCGAUCGCAGUGACAUCCGAGUUAGGCUGACGUCAGCUCGGCAGGAAAGUAGGAAAAAAUCAUUGGAAACCAAGUGUUCAGGACAACAUGAAGCCUGAGCUUUCUGCUCACAGGGAUUACUUUUACAUAUAUUUGCCUCAUUAUUUAAAUCUUUGGCCACGUUUAAUAUGAACCUCUGACAUUGUAACAUUACUGUAUAUAUAUGACAGAAAAUAAGGAAAAGCAUAAUAGGUCCCCUUUAAACUGUAUUUCCUGUUCCUGCAAUAUUUGAGUUGUUUAAUAUUUUAUAACUUUGAAUGUGCCAGUUGAAACUGAUGAAUGUAAUAUUACUGUUAAUGCCUACAGUAGAGAUAUAUCUCUACUGUGUUGUACUUUACAGAAUAAAUGUUUUAAUUCAA
Messenger RNA from Siniperca chuatsi (mandarin fish), 4616 nucleotides. Its product is annotated as C-C chemokine receptor type 6-like. Gene Ontology annotation, biological process: chemotaxis; immune response; G protein-coupled receptor signaling pathway. The record is from RefSeq and is a predicted model, not a curated record. Gene Ontology annotation, molecular function: chemokine receptor activity. Gene Ontology annotation, cellular component: membrane. Lineage: Eukaryota; Metazoa; Chordata; Actinopteri; Centrarchiformes; Sinipercidae.